AAAUCACUCUGCGUGAAGUGGGCUGACAGGUAGGAUAAGCUUCUAGGAGUCAACACUUAAGCUGAGGCCUAAAGAGUUAGUUGAGCAGGUGUUUGCCAGGGUGACACGGAGGGCAACUUUGGCAGAAGAAAUACCAAACGCAAAGGUGCUGAGGCAUGAGGGCCUGACAUAGUUUGGAAACUGUGAAGCUUCCCAGUCUCCCUUCCCAUCCCCUCUACCCAGGGUUGUUGGAUAAAAUAACAAGCUGCCCACUUAAAUUUGAAUCUCAGAUAACCAACUAAUAAUUUUAAAAUGUAAGUAUGCCCCAAAUAUUGCACGGGACAUAUACACUCUGGGCUCCCUUCAACGCAUUCUUGCCGCCCCCCCCGGAGUCCACAACCCCCCUGCGAAUACUGGCGAGCUGGUGGAGUAAAGCAAGAGAAGCUAUCUCAGGAUUGUUUUCCUUUCAUUCCUACAUUUUUCACUCUCAGGUCUCAGGACUGAGGGAUGUAGCUCGCAGCUCGCUCCCAGUCUGCGGUCUGCCUCUGCAGACCAGAAUUGGGGAAUGUAAGGGAGGGGGGGUCACUCACAAAGAAAGCUCACUCCACUCCACAGAAACAGCAGCCAGUGCCGGCUUUCCCUCCUACCAAGGGACCGGAAAUCCCUCCCCUUCCGGAUGAAGAAGCAGAAGCAAGGCAGCCAAUCCGCAGGAAGGCAAUUCUUUGGCUGUGGCUACCGAGAUCCCCGCGAGGUGCUGGCGACCGGAAGCAGUGGGGGGCGGGGCUUCAUGCCGGAAGUGAUGGUUCUGCAGUUGUUCGGUUGGCGCGCUGGCGGCGGGAGAUGCGCUGCCGGCCUGAGGCGAAGGGCCGAAGCGCUGGUUAAUUUGGAGCUGGGGCCGAGUGCCUGCCGCGCAGUCAGAUCAUGGGCUCGACCAAACACUGGGGAGAAUGGUUCCUGAACCUGCGGGUGCCCCCCUCCGGAGUGUUUGCUGUGGCCUUUCUUGCGCGAGUUGCCCUGGUUUUCUAUGGGGUCUUCCAGGACCGGACCCUGCUCGUGAGGUAUACAGACAUCGACUACCAUGUCUUCACGGACGCCGCGCGCUUCAUCACCGAAGGGCGCUCCCCGUAUCUGAGGGCGACUUACCGUUACACUCCACUGCUGGGUUGGCUCCUCACUCCCAACAUCUACCUCAACGAACUCUUUGGAAAGUUUCUCUUCAUCAGCUGCGACCUCUUCACCGCUUUCCUCUUAUACCGCCUGCUGCUUCUGAAGGGGCUGGGGCGCCGCGAGGCUUGUGGCUACUGUGUCUUCUGGCUUCUUAACCCUCUACCUAUGGCAGUAUCCAGCCGAGGCAAUGCGGACUCGAUCGUCGCCUCCCUGGUCCUUAUGGUCCUGUACUUAAUAAAGAAGAGACUGGUCGCGUGCGCAGCUGUAUUCUAUGGUUUCGCGGUGCAUAUGAAGAUGUAUCCGGUGACCUAUAUCCUUCCCAUAGCCCUCCAUCUGCUUCCAGAACGCGACAAUGACGAAAGCCUCCGUCAAUCCCGGUAUUCUUUCCAGGCUCGUUUGUAUGAAUUCUUGAAGAGGCUGUGUAGUCGGGCUGUGUUGCUCUUUGUAGCAGUUGCUGGACUCACAUUUUUUGCCCUGAGCUUUGGAUUUUACUAUAAGUAUGGUUGGGAAUUUUUGGAGCACACCUACUUUUACCACCUGACCAGGCGGGAUAUCCGUCACAACUUUUCUCCGUACUUCUACAUGCUGUAUUUGACUGCAGAGAGCAAGUGGAGUUUUUCCCUGGGGAUUGCUGCAUUCCUGCCACAAUUCAUCUUGCUUUCAGCCGUGUCUUUCGCCUAUUACAGAGACCUUAUCUUUUGUUGUUUUCUUCAUACAUCUAUUUUUGUGACUUUUAACAAAGUCUGCACCUCCCAGUACUUUCUUUGGUACCUCUGCCUACUGCCUCUGGUGAUGCCUCUAGUAAGAAUACCUUGGAAAAGAGCUGUAGUUCUCCUAAUGUUAUGGUUUAUAGGGCAGGCCUUAUGGCUGGCUCCUGCAUAUGUUCUUGAGUUUCAAGGAAAGAACACCUUUCUGUUUAUUUGGUUAGCUGGUUUAUUCUUCCUGCUUAUCAACUGUUCUAUCCUGAUUCAAAUUAUUUCCCAUUACAAGGAGGAACCCCUGACGGAGAGACUCAAAUAUGAGUAAUGUAUGUUCCGUAUCUUCUGACGCUAUUACAUUCUGAUCUGUAUGGACCAGAGGAGAGCUUUGGAAAAUUUUUUCUGAACAUUCUACGCAUUCUAGUGAAAGUUCCCCGUUCCAGCAGAAGUUAAAACCAAUGUUUGCCUUUUAUAUAAAAGUGACACAAUAAUUGAGGUUCACCCUCUAAGAACUCUUAGGAUUCAUUUAUGUGGGACAUGAUGGGAAGAAAACGGUACUUGUUUGAAAUUGGAAAGACUGGUGAAACUAUCAGAUGCCGAAAGAUUCUUAAAGUAGAAAAAUAGAGGAAUAUAGUUAGAGGCAUAAAGUUUAAGCCAGUAUUUGUUCCAGUUAUACUGUAACUGUCUUAAGCUGUCUUAUCUUUUAACCCUCACUUUUUCUUUCUGAAGCUUUCCUGACAACUGUGAAAAUUCAUAAAGUAUUCCUGAAGUAUAUAGAUUUUUACAUACAAAGGAUUAACACUACUGUGCUUAGUUGGGAAAGUUUUUGAAUUCUGUAUUAAGUGUGGGGGCUUAGAAGAUAAAUAAUCCAAAGAAUUUAAAUUGAAUCAUGUUUCAUGUAUUUGUUUUAUAACUUAGUUUUCAGCACUCAGUCUCAGUGGCAUUAUAUUACCAUUUGGUUUUAUACAAAAAGUAUUAAAUUUAAAUUCAUUCAU
Messenger RNA from Microcebus murinus (gray mouse lemur), 2839 nucleotides. It is a transcript of the gene PIGM, whose product is annotated as phosphatidylinositol glycan anchor biosynthesis class M. The record is from RefSeq and is a predicted model, not a curated record. Gene Ontology annotation, biological process: GPI anchor biosynthetic process. Gene Ontology annotation, cellular component: membrane; glycosylphosphatidylinositol-mannosyltransferase I complex. Lineage: Eukaryota; Metazoa; Chordata; Mammalia; Primates; Cheirogaleidae. Gene Ontology annotation, molecular function: GPI mannosyltransferase activity; alpha-1,4-mannosyltransferase activity.